Messenger RNA from Pyricularia grisea, 1433 nucleotides. RefSeq lists its product as uncharacterized. Bases 398 to 1189 code for a protein of 263 amino acids. Lineage: Eukaryota; Fungi; Ascomycota; Sordariomycetes; Magnaporthales; Pyriculariaceae. The record is from RefSeq and is a predicted model, not a curated record. The transcript has 3 exons.
CGUGGUUGGAAAUUUGGCGCGCAUUAGUCCCGAAUCGCGAGCUUAUCUUCUCCGCAAAGCCAAGUCUCGCGCUUGGCUGAUGCAGUAGACACUCCUCACUGGAUUAAAAACGCCAAUUGGUAAGCCGGGCUUUCGGUCUUGCUUAGCUCUUUCGCUUGCUGGCGGACCAGAAACGCGCAGGAUAGUAUCCAAAUCUCAUUGAAUCCUACCAAGAUCGGAUCCCAACGACAUGAUGAGGCCGACUACUAAAAGCGCGCCAUCGGCCGCACAAAUCCAUGGCCACAUUACCCAAGAAUCACUAUCAUCAUAAUCCUGCAACGUCAAAAUUCCCACUCAUAGACACCAAGUCAAUCAACAAUUCCAUAAUCAUCAGUAUCAUCAGCAUCAUCCGUCAACGAUGGACUCCACACCAACAGACCAGCUCACGCUGCACCGCGGCUUCCCAGCAGACAAUAAACAUGUCUGGUCGCCAUUCGUCGUCAAGGUCGAGGCCCGUUUCCGCUUUGCCGACUUCAAAUAUCGACUCGCAUCCGGCGGGCCCCUGCAGGCGCCCAAGGGCAAGAUUCCCUACGUCGAGCUCGCCGACGGCGCCACGCUCGGCGACUCGUCCCUGCUUAUCGCCGAGCUCGUGCGGCGGGGCGCGCUUCCGGACCUGAACGCGGAUCUCGGGCCCGAGCAGAGGAGCCACGACCUGGCGUUGCGGGCGCUGCUGGAGGAGAAGCUGUAUUUUCUCAAUGGCUGGGAGAAAUGGACGGCAAACUACUACGUCCAGCGUGACCACAUCCUGUGGACGCUCCCAUGGCCUGUGCGUAACCUCGUCGGGCUGAUGGCGUACCGCGGCCAGAUUGCUACGCUAAAAGGUCAGGGGACGGGCCGGUACUCGGAGGAGGAGAUUAACGUACUGCGCGGGGAGAUCCUGGAGACCGUCGCUGCUCUGUUGGAGGUCUCCAAAGCGAAGCGAUCAGAUGGUGCAGCUCAUGGGCCAGAUGCCGUCUUUUGGGCACUUGGCGGGGAGCAACCGACAGAGGCAGAUACGACGCUUUUUGGUUUCGUGGCUGCUAUUAUGGUUUGCGCAUCUGGCCCGACUGCGCGUACCAUGGUUCGGAGACAUCCGGUUAUUAUCGACUACGCCAGCAGGAUACACGACAAAUACUUUCCAGACUACGAGAAAUGGAGCAACGAGAACUAAAUUUUCUGACUCAAUUACAUUUUAGUUGGUAACAUAUAGAAAUACAAAAAGAGUCGAGGACAGCAGGCUUGGCAGGAGACAUCCACCUCGAGGGUUUGGUGUUCACCGGACGAGAAGAGUAUAAUGAUCGGUCUAGGCCAACAAAGCACAGAACUGCCCCUCGCAGUCAUGUCAUCUAGAAGUUUGGAAUUCACUGCACGAUUUCUGUUUACUGCGUAGUACAAUGUAUAUUGUCGGUCUGGUG